This is a messenger RNA of Hypoxylon trugodes, 2699 nucleotides long. RefSeq names its product pheromone A receptor-domain-containing protein. Bases 1 to 2379 code for a protein of 792 amino acids. Gene Ontology annotation, cellular component: membrane. Gene Ontology annotation, molecular function: mating-type factor pheromone receptor activity. Lineage: Eukaryota; Fungi; Ascomycota; Sordariomycetes; Xylariales; Hypoxylaceae. The record is from RefSeq and is a predicted model, not a curated record. The transcript has 3 exons. Gene Ontology annotation, biological process: G protein-coupled receptor signaling pathway.
AUGGCCAUUAUGACUACCAUGGCCGCCGCCCUUCCCAUCCCUAUUCCUCCUGAUCCUGGCCAAGAGUACUCUGAGCCUCUCCCUGAUCCGCGCUAUGCGCCAAACCCUACUCUCCAAGCUAAUCUCGCAUUCCGUAUCAUCCUCACGAUUCUCGGUACGGGCUUCAACUGGGUACCUCUUCGCAUCCUUUGGAAGCAUGGAGAUUUUGCGGUAGUAGUUCUGAUCGCGGACGUAACCCUCAUGAAUUUCAUCACCGUCAUCAACGCCCUCAUCUGGCGCUCUGAUAACUAUGACACCUGGUUUGACGGUCGCGGUCUCUGCGAUAUUGAGGUCUAUAUUUCGACCCCCUUGCAGACUAUUUACGCCGCUGCCAUUUUCGCCGUGGUUCGUCACCUCUCAGAGCAUGUCAAGAUCGCUCGCGCUACCCUUCUCAACCGCCAGGAGAAGAAGCGACGAAACUUGAUCCAGGCUCUGAUCAUUUUCACUAUUCCCGUCCUACAGCUGCUGUUCACCUGGUUUGAUCUCGCGCAGCGAUACAACAUCGGAACACUCAUCGGUUGCAUGGCUGUUUUCGAUAACAGCUGGCCGCGAUUCAUCAUUUAUGAUGCGCCUAGUCCUAUUUUCGUUGUGGGAUCUGUGCCUUUCGCUUACCUGACCUGGAAGCGCUUCCGAGCCAUCUCGAAGACCAACCGAACGUUGUUGCAAAACAACUCGACGAACGCCGGUCGCAUGAACCGAGCGCGAUACCGUCUGUACUACCUGAUGCUGGCAAUCAUAGUCGUCUAUGUGCCCGUAUCCAUUUACUUCAUGGCGUACAACAUCCAGAGCGCCCUGGACUCGGUCCUGAAGCCGUAUAGCUAUCACCGAAUCCACUGGGAGCCGUCUCCCUAUCCCUGGGAUGCGACUUUGUUCGUACCGUCAUGGCGUAUUCCUACGCCAGUCAUGAACCAGCCGUGGAUCUCGAUCUCCACUACAGCUGCGAUUAUGAUCUUCUUCGGCACGACCAAAGAAGGUCUUGAGAUGUACCGUCGAUACUUCGCGGAUAUGGGUUUAGCUCGUUGGUUCCGCAUCCUUCGAGACUCUUGCGAUCCUGUUGAUCCCCAUCCAGCUCUUGACCCCGAUGAGACGCAGGCAGGCUGGAUAGAGCUUACGAGCCAGGGAAACCGCGGUGGAUCCGAUACUGCUGGACCGAGUGUCAUAUAUCCCACGAACAGACAGGCUCCAGACCCAUACCCAAUCUCUCCAGAUUCAGGCAAAGAAUUCGAGCCGCUCUCGCCUUUGUCACCGUUGACCGUUGGCCCCCCUCCCCGCCGACCCAUUACGAACGAGGACAUCGCACAAUCCGGCAGUCCCUUAGACCGCGCUAUUGCACCACUAAUCCCGCCUCGCUCUUCCUCUAUUCAGAGCAUGCCCGAGGCACAGGGUCCGUCUGCCAACCAGGCAUCCGGCGGAGAGAGUUCCCGCGUCACGCUCAGCUCAGUUCCGAGCCAGCGACGCUCCAUCGUGCGUAGUGGAAACCACGCAGGCGACGCUGCAGUCGCAGGUCCCUCACGUUCGCAAUCGCAGUCUCAGGGUCAAUCAGCGUCCCAGUCUCAACCCCGUGGAUCGAGACAGCAGAACCGCAUGACUCCUACAGUUACGGACCUCAGUCUUACGGCUCCCUUGAUCCAACGACUCGAGCGCAUGGACGACACGCCCACAACCAUCAACUCAGUGCAAAGCGAAGAAGCAGUCAAGCCUCGCGAAAUGUUCCACGGCACCAGCACCGACAACAACAUCAGCACCCACGGCAGCGAAGCACAAGUACAACUCCGAAUCUCCCAACCCCCAACCCGCCAACUCUCCUACCGCGAGCGUCAAGAACUCCUGCACCUAGCGCGCGAACAACAACGACUCGAACUCCGCGAAGACAUCGAGUCCCCGGGCUCCCUCUGGCCCUUCCCAGCCGGCGCCGCAAUCACCACCCCCGUCCACCCGGGCACCCUAGUAAACGAAGUCGCGUCCCGAGGCCGAACCCACACCGACGCCGGCACAGCGCGCACCUCAACCUCGGCCCCCCGCGCUCUUCGCUCAGUAACCGGUUCCGUAACCAGCACCCGCAGUGAAGCAUACACCGCCUACGCGACAGACCACGGCUUCGUGCGCGUCCCGCUCAUCGGCUCGCCCCCUCCUCCCCGUGCCUUACGCCACACAAGCGAGCGACGACGAGGUCGAAGCGUUCCCCGUUCUCUAGUCGAAACGUAUGAAUUCUUUGAUUGGUCCGAGACUGAUUCGUCGACUAUCCGCGGUGGAAGUGGAAACGAGAGCCAGGAACAGGAACAGGAGAAGGAGGACAAUGGCAAGGAUAAGAAGGGCAAGGGAAAGGAAGUUAUGCGAUAAAAAGAAGGAAACGAUGACCAUUUCCCUUUCCUUUUUUUCCUCAUUAGUUUGUUCGUUACGCUGGUUGACGAUGAUGAGGAUGAUGUGGUGGGUGGAAAAAUCGGAGGCGGAGUUAGGUUGAUCGGUGGCGUUGCGGUGUUACGCGAAAAGAGGGGUACGUACGGCGUCAGGUAGUCGGCGAAUGGCAAUACCCUUUACUUUGCGAGAAUUCAUUCAUGUACGGCUUUGGGAAGUCACUCCCAUAUGCCCUUUUCUGUUGAUUAAUUACAGCCCGAUUCUUCAGUUAGUCCCCAAGAUAGGCAGAUGGAACGGGCACAAUA